Messenger RNA from Eurytemora carolleeae, 3043 nucleotides. Its product is annotated as AP2-associated protein kinase 1. Gene Ontology annotation, biological process: protein phosphorylation. The transcript is spliced from 24 exons. Gene Ontology annotation, molecular function: protein kinase activity; ATP binding. The record is from RefSeq and is a predicted model, not a curated record. NCBI's taxonomy places the organism in Eukaryota, Metazoa, Arthropoda, Copepoda, Calanoida, Temoridae. The coding region runs from base 136 to 1848 and encodes 570 amino acids.
UAUCUAGACUAAUAUAUUUCAGGGAUAUAAGUAGCAAGAUAAUGUGCAACGAAAGUUAAACACUGCUGAAAACUGGGAAGGGGCGCAAUAUUAAUCUUAUAGGCCGACGGAGCGGUGGAGUUAGAUCGGGAGAAGAUGAAGAAAAUAUUCGGGAAGAUUGAGAACAGAAGAGAUGAGAAGGAGAAUGAGAAAGCUCACAGUAGCUAUAUCGGGAAGAAAUUCAACGUUGGCCGGCAUACGGUCAUCAUUGAGGAUGUUGUUGCAGAAGGAGGUUUUGCGAUUGUAUUCCUUGUUAAGGGUGCAAAUGGUGCGCGGAUGGCUCUAAAGCGCAUGUGCGUGAAUAAUGAUAAAGAUUUGGCUGUGUGCAAACGAGAAAUCAAUAUUGUGUCUAAUCUUACCGGACAUAAGAAUCUAAUCGAGUAUGUGGACUCUUGUGUUAAUAGCUCAGAGGGAGGAGUACAUGAAGUACUCCUCCUCAUGCCAUAUCACAAGGUUCAUGUACUGCAGCUAAUGAAUGAGAAGCUAUCGACUGGGUUUACUGAAGCUCAAAUUCUAGAGAUAUUCUGUGAUGUUUGCGAAGGACUCGCAAGGUUGCACCAUUGUCAGACUCCAAUCCUUCAUAGAGAUUUAAAGGUUGAAAAUAUCCUGCAGGCAGAUAAAGGUCACUUCAUCCUCUGUGAUUUCGGAUCCGCUACUGCGAAGGUUCUUGAUCCUGCAGUCCACGGUGCAACUUUUGUAGACGAAGAAAUAAAAAAAUAUACAACUUUAUCCUACAGGGCUCCCGAGAUGAUUGAUGUUUAUAACAUGCAACCAAUAACAACUAAAGCAGAUAUUUGGGCGCUCGGUUGUAUGCUUUACAAGCUUUGCUUCUUUACACUUCCAUUUGGGGAGAGUACACUGGCAAUUCAAUCCGGAAACUUUACAUUCCCACCUACUUCUAAAUAUUCCCAGAAUCUUCAUAAGCUGAUCAGAUACCUUCUAACUCCUUCAGCAGCAGAUAGACCAGAUAUAUUCCAGGCUGCUAGUUUAGCUUUCCAGAUUGCCGGGAAGAAAUGUCCCAUUCAGAAUUUACAUCAUGUUCUGGUUCCUAGCGUCUCUAGUUUAACUUUAAACACUCCACCAGUCCAGAAAUAUGAAACAGACACACACAACAAGGACGCAGACAAACUCUCACCUCAGUUACUGCCUGUCACCCCUGCUAAGGUUGGCGCCCUGCUCCCACAAUCACCCUCCCACCAGGCUCUGGGGUCUGCUGUGCCCCUGGAUACCAAAACAUCUGUUGCCCCUAGAUCCAGACCUAAAGGACAUACUUCUGCUAAGGGACCCCUUCCACUUCCAAUUCAGUCAGCUUCGCUUUCAGGACGGAAAGGGGAGGAUUCUCAACCCAAACCUCAGGUUCCAAUCUCCGCAAACAAACCUCAGGUUUCUGUCUCCGCAACCAAACCUUCUAAUCCGUUCCCAAUAAAGGAUGUAAACUCUAGGGUUGAAAACUCAGAUUAUCCUUCAACAAAUCCAUUCGUUUCAGACGUUUUUCAGGAUCCAGCUGGUAGUGGGCCGGUUAGUCUGUGCAAUUUACCCUCUGAUACAGUUACUAAGAGCUCUGAAAUUGCUAAACCUAGGCUGGGACAUCGUCGAAAUACUUCAGAUACGCAAACAUUUCAAAAUAAUCCGUUUCUAUCAGUUAACCCUGAUCCUACCCCAGGACCUCAGACCCUUGGGAACAGGGUUAAAGGUUGGAAUCCGUUUGAAGAUUCAGUCAACUUCGGGGCCAUGUCUGAGGAUGUUAUUUUUGGAGAACCCGGUGGGAAAGGGGCGAAAACAAAAAAGGGAAAGAAUUCGACAGAAUGAAAGGCGGAAACGGCGAUGAUCUCUCCGCCAGCAGUCGCCGAGAUCCUUUUGGCAGCGCGCCUUUUACCCAGUCAUAGAAUUACUAAGAAUAUUUAAAACCUUGUCACUAGUUUAUGCUCUUAUUUAAAUAGAACGUAUAUAUUGAAAAUGUGCAUCUGUUAAACGGCCUAACAUUCCUAGGAGUUAGGAUCUACAGUAAAAACAGGAGGUUAAAAGUUAGUUUAUGUAAUCAUAAUAUUCCUUAUAUAUUGAUAGAAAUUUAGACUAGUUCAUUGUUUUUUGUCAACAAACGUUCAGCUAAGAUAGUUAAAUGUGCUGCUAAAAUUUCUACCUGGUUAGAUUAAUUCCUUAAAUCUGUUUCAGUUUAAAAUUUAGUGCUCCAAAUAUUGUAUUUAAACAGUAGGCUUAUGUUAAGCUUAACAUGAUUAAUAUACAAUUGGCAAUUUGUUAAAUAAUAUCUUUACUUUCAAAUCAUAUUUUUACACGUUUAAGAAAAUAAGAUUAUAUGGAUAAAGGCUAAAACAAACCUUGAUCAGCAAUUCGGCCUUUGUUUUAAAUUUUUAACACGAUUUAAUAGACAAUUAAAGAUUUAGAAUUAGGUUUUGAAUGUCCCUGGGUUGUUCUCUCUACAAAGGAUACAUAAAUAUCGUUUUAUCUCGUAAACCAACAAGACGAAAACUUUUCUUUCAGUUGCGAGAAGAAUCCAUAAGCUGACCCGGAAUUAUAAACCUUGCCAUUAUUACUUUAGGUAUCUGGUUUCCAUCGUGAGCUUUUCAUCAGCAUUUUUUCUAAAUUAACAUUUUCUAAAAUUGUAACUAUGAUACAACAAAACUCGAAUUUUGCAUUGUUACAUUGUUAAACCUGCAUUUUCACAAAUAUUUUAUUUUGAAGAAAAACACAUUUUAAAGAUUUAAGGGGAUGAAGGAGCUGCGAUGGAGAACCAUCCAGCUAGAAAUAAAGGACAUAAUUCCGGGUCACAACAAAAUCCCAAGUUGCCGCAGGGUUUUGGAAUUUCCUUCUUGUUUAAAACAUAUGAACAAAUUAUAAAUAUUAAUUUUAUAUGUACAAUGUACAUGUUCAUGGUUAGUGCGUAGUACACCAGUAUCGAUAUUAUUAACUUGGUAAAUUCGCAGAAUUAUUUUAUUUUUUAUCUUUCAAUGUUUCAUUUUGUUCCUGUUUAUUUGCAUUUUACAUU